Messenger RNA from Ricinus communis (castor bean), 2585 nucleotides. Its product is annotated as disease resistance RPP13-like protein 4. The transcript is spliced from 3 exons. The record is from RefSeq and is a predicted model, not a curated record. Bases 337 to 2442 code for a protein of 701 amino acids. Lineage: Eukaryota; Viridiplantae; Streptophyta; Magnoliopsida; Malpighiales; Euphorbiaceae.
AAGGAAAAAAUGAAAUCAAAAUAACCAUGACAUCCUUACUGCUACUAAGCUUCAAUCGAACUCCAACAUUUCUUGACGCUGGCCCAUUAAAAGCAUCAAAAUGCAAAAGCUUCUUCAUCUGAGAUUGGAGAUUCGUAGCCCAAACCCAAAUGGAAAAUUAAGAAGAAACUUAUCAGACCCUAAUCAUUACUGUUCAGGGUCCGGUAAAAAUAUGGAAAAUGAAAAGGACAGGGACAAAUAAAGAUAACAUUUCAAGAAAAGUGACAGUGACAGUGUGCUUCCCUAACAGGCGGAGAACUCGCUCUUUUUGAGCUUUCAAUUUUCAAGUCAGUGGAAAUGUGGAAUCAACCAUUAACUCCAGUUACAUCCUCAAUUAAUGAUGCCUUGAACACUUCCCAAAUCACCGAAUACAUCCAAAAUUUGAUUAGUCUCUUCUCCAGUGCCAAGGCUUUAAUUCUUUUAUCUCUUGCAACUGCCAAUAGCACCACAAGCCACAACAGCGAUCAUGCUGGUAGAAGAAGUAAUACUAACAUCAACUAUCGGCAAUUGCAUGAUCAGAUGACUAAAUGGGAAGCAGAUCUAAUUUAUAUUAGAAGUGCAAUUGGCAAUUACCAAGAUUUACUACUUAAAGUCAGGAUUCAAUUCGAUACUCUUUGGCAACAGGGACAAUUAAUGAAUCGCGAUUUGAGCAAUGUAAUGCAGGACCCUGAUAGCAUUAGUACCUUAAGAGCAAAGGAAAUCCAAACCAAUGGUAUGAUAGUCUCUGAAAUGAUAAUGAAGCUGAAACAUCAUCUCCCAUAUCCGCAAAAAAUGGACUUGGGUAGUCAUGGUCGUGGUGUCAAGACUGUCCGUAAUGUUCGCAAUCUGCUUAAUGUGUUACUUGAAUUGGAAGCUUAUCAACAAUUUCGAGGUUGGUCAACUCUAGAACAUUUUGAGGAGAAAUUUGAGCGCCUUCCUCAAAAAUGUCAGCAUUGUUUAUUGUGCUUUUCUGUCUUCCCGGAAGGUGCCGUUGUAAGCAGAAGGAUGCUAAUGUAUUGGUGGCUUGGAGAGGGCUUCAUCGACCUUGCACUUCGUAACAUGACUGAUUAUGUAUUGAUCAAAUUCUCGGAAGAGGGCUAUAUUCAACCUGUUCUCAAGGAGCAGCGAUUGAUUGGAUUCAGGAUGCAUGCACUGAUCCGUUUUGCAGUGAUUUUCCUGGCUGAGAAACUUGGGUUUUUCAGUUUUGAUUCAACAUGGAAUCCCACAGGGGAUUUCUUAUUUUGUGGAAGAGCUGUUUUGGUGGAAAAUGAAGAGGGAAAUUCCCGGGAUAUGGUAAUGAGUUUGAAUCCGGAAAAGCUGAUCACUUUAAUUAAUAUCAGUGACCGUUUUCCAGAUUUGGAAGUGAAAUGGUUCUUAAAAAUGAGAAAUAUUAAAGUUCUUUGCUUAGGAAGGUGGGAGGAGAAUACUACGAGUCACAUUGAAGUAGAGGACACCAAAUUCCUCAACGGUUUGAAGAAUAUGAAGCAUCUUGAGUUUCUCAGCCUUCAAGGUGUCUCUAGAGUUUGCAGGCUCCCUGACAAUGUCACCAAGCUUAUAAAUCUGAGAACUUUGGAUCUUAAAGCAUGCCAUAACUUGGAGGCACUUCCAGACUCGAUAGGGUCACUCCGAAACCUCGCACACCUUGACAUUUCCGAAUGCUACUUGCUAGAUCGCAUGCCCAAAGGGAUAGAAUUGCUCUCGCAACUUGAAGUCCUUAAAGGUUUUGUAGUUACUGACAAGAAAAUGAGAGGUGCAGGUUCUAUUUCUGAUUUAUCGAGAUUAUUACAGCUGAGGAAAUUGAGCAUCAAUGCAACUAAAAGGGAUUUCCCUACGGCUGAAGAGCUGGAUGCUCUCCAGGGCUGCAUAUCACUUCAAAAACUAACAAUUGUGUGGGCUGGGACAUCUGACGCCAAGCCAGUGGUAAGGUCAAGUGGCUUGAAAAGACUGAAUAGAUCAUUUGCAUUUGCACGAAAGAACAACCGGCUGAAUAGAGCCUCAACUGUGAUAGGCAGAGAGUCAAUGGCUUCAGGGGGUCCUAAACUUCCUGUGCACUUGAAGAAACUGGAUCUGCAGUGUUUCCCAGAGACUGAAGCUCCUUCUUGGCUAAUGCCUAGCAAACUCGAGUCCCUUGAAAAACUAUAUAUCAGAGGAGGGAAACUCCAAUUUCUGAAUGAAGCUGGGGACGAGGGUCCUAAGUGGAAUGUUAUGAUACUACGUCUGAAAUUCUCGACCGAGUUGAGUAUGCAUUGGAGAGAAGUGCAAAGUACUUUUCCAGAGUUGAUUUAUUUGGAGAAAGUUGACUGCCCGAAUCUGACUUUCUUCCCUUGCGAUGAGAAUGGAAUAUGGCUGAACUCGGAAAUGCUACCACAGCGAUCAUUGGCAUUAGGACUCCGUUGGUCUUUCCUUUCUACUCAGCCCACAUGACAAAAAGAAUCAAGUAGUGCCAAUGAUGCCCUGACCACUUCGCACAUUAUCGACUCCAUCCAAAUUUUGAUUAGUCUCUUCUCAACCGCCAAGGCUUUGAUUACUUCAUCUCUGCCAACUGCCAGUAGCACCACCGCCACCAU